UUCCACCUAGUAGAGAAUACUAAAGCUAAGUAUGGUAUCCUGGAUGAAGACACCUACAACUUUAACGAGUCUGGGUUCAUGAUGGGCGUCAUAUCAACAGGAGCUGUUGUCACAGGCUCUGAGCGCAAGCACCACCUCUCUGCUUGGUACAAGGAGCUAUCUAUACCUCACAACUGGGUCAUUACUGUCUCUAAGAACAGCUGGACCAACAAUGAGCUUGGCAUCAAGUGGCUGAAGCACUUUGAUGAGCACACAAAGGAGCGCACUGUUAGCAGCCAUCGGCUGCUCAUUCUGGACGGCCAUGAGAGCCACAACUUAGUCAAGUUCCACCAGUACUGUGAGGAACACAAGAUCAUCACUCUGUGUAUGCCUCCUCACUCGUCGCACCUAUUGCAGCCACUUGACGUGGGUUGUUUUGCCCCAAUGAAGAAGGCCUAUGGUCGCCAAGCUGAGCUGCUGAUGCGCAACAAGAUUACUCACAUCACAAAACUCAA
Molecule: messenger RNA, 494 nt
Organism: Didymella exigua CBS 183.55
Lineage: Eukaryota; Fungi; Ascomycota; Dothideomycetes; Pleosporales; Didymellaceae
Product: DDE-domain-containing protein
Exons: 2
Cellular component (GO): nucleus
Molecular function (GO): DNA binding
Source: RefSeq, a predicted model, not a curated record